Penicillium olsonii is the source of this 1494-nucleotide messenger RNA. NCBI's taxonomy places the organism in Eukaryota, Fungi, Ascomycota, Eurotiomycetes, Eurotiales, Aspergillaceae. The record is from the annotation of a GenBank genome assembly.
AUGGCCGAAAAAGACGCUGCGGUAAUGCACCUGGAGAAUCAACCAGGCAAUGGAAUAUCCGUCGAAGAUGCCGAAUUCUUAGCCAAUUUCUCAGAUGAGGCAAAGAAGAAGGUCAUUAAAAAGGUCGAUAUGAGACUGGUUCCCAUGUUUGUUCUGCUGUAUUUGGUGGCAUAUAUCGACAAGACAAAUAUCGGCAAUGCCAAAAUUGAGGGCCUGCUCCCCAGUCUGAAUAUGAGCGGCCUGCAGUAUAAUAUCGCCUUGUCUAUUUUCUUCAUCCCCUAUGUUCUCGCUGAGGUCCCAAGUAAUAUCAUCUUGAAUCGCCUGAAAAGACCGUCGCAGUACUUGGGAUUCUUGAUCUUCUGCUGGGGCGUGAUCAUGCUGUGCACGGGGUUUGUUCAGAACUUCGCUGGCUUGGUGGUUAUUCGCUUCCUCCUGGGUCUUUUUGAAGCUGGAUUUUUACCCGGUGCGGUGCUUGUGAUUUCGAAAUGGUACCUCCCCAACGAGACACAGACCCGAAUCGCAAUUCUAUAUACUUCGGCUGCGUCGGGUGGUGCAUUCUCGGGUCUUCUUGCAUUCGCUAUUGCCAAGAUGGACGGCACGGCAGGUCUCGAAGGCUGGCGCUGGAUCUUCAUCAUUGAAGGCCUUGCCACGGUUGCAAUGGCUGUCGCAUGUUACUUGCUCCUCUUAGACUCACCAUCACUCUCUCCAGGCUGGCUUAGCCCUGACGAAAUUCGAUACCUCGAAGCUCGCCAACAAGCCGCCAACGGACACAGUCACCACGAAGGCUUCAACAAGCGUAUCCUUUGGAGCGUCCUGGCCGACUGGAAGAUAUACCUUCUCAUUCUAGCGAACUGGUCAAAUGCCGUCCCAAACUACGCCCUCAAAUUCAACAUGCCGGACGUGAUCCAGUCGAUGGGCUACAAGGCAGCCAACGCGCAGCUUCUAACUAUACCCCCCUAUGCCGUCGGUGCGAUAUCAGCCUACACGUUCUCCGUCUUCGCGGAUCGAUAUUCCUGGCGCAUGCCUUUCAUCCUAAUACCCCAGUGUUCACUGAUCAUCGCAUUUGGGAUCCUAUUCUCCAAAGCUGCCAACAUUAAUGACAAUAUCGCACUAUGCUAUUUCUGUCUCUGUCUUGCCUGUUUCGGAAUGUAUCCCAUCCUCCCCGGCGUCAAUGCCUGGAAUGUCUGCAACAUCCCGAAUCCGCACAAGCGCGCUGUCGCCAUUGGGUAUUUGAUUUGCUUCGGGAAUGCCGGUGGUAUCGUGGGCAGCUUUAUCUAUAAGGCUGAUGAGAGACCGCAAUAUCCGACUGGGUAUGGUACUUCGCUUGCGUUCACUGCUGCUGGAAUUGUGGCUGCACUGGUCUUGGAGUUCUCUUUGUGGAAGGCAAAUCAGAGAAAUGCUCUGAUGAGCACAGUGGAAAUUGAGGAGAAGUAUACUGAGGAUCAGCUUCGGGAUAUGGAGGAAAGGAGUCCUUUAUUCAAGUACACUCUAUGA